Molecule: messenger RNA, 561 nt
Organism: Nasonia vitripennis (jewel wasp)
Lineage: Eukaryota; Metazoa; Arthropoda; Insecta; Hymenoptera; Pteromalidae
Exons: 1
Coding region: 1-561 (186 amino acids)
Source: RefSeq, a predicted model, not a curated record
AUGGCUCUCACCGCAGAGCAAAAAACCCGUGUUGCGUAUAUUCUGCAGAAAGGAAAAUCUCUCGAAUCGCAAGUGGCAAAAUUAGAAGGGUAUCUGAAGAGUUCUGACCCUGAUCCUGUCAACGCUAAAAUGCGGUAUAAUAGUCUUGCGGCGUUGUACAAAGAAUACCUUAAGUACAAUGACGAAUUAGUCCAAUUAGAUUCCGAAAAUUCUCAAUUGACAGAUUUUCUAGAGGUCGAGUCCCGCUACUUUGAUGUUGCUAGUGCAGUUACUAAAUUACAGAGAAUUGAACCUAUUGCAAAUUCGACAUUAAAUGCUAGCAACAUCACAGUGACGGAACGUCAAGAUUUGCCUCGACUUCCCGAAAUUAAGCUACCCAUGUUUAACGGCAAACGUGAUGAAUGGGCGACAUACAAAAACAAAUUCAUUUCUCUUGUGCACAGCCGAACUGAUCUCAGCGAUGCUGUAAAAUGCAGCCACUUAUUCGCUUCUUUAACUGAUAAGGCUCUAGAGACUAUAGCCCAUUAUGAUCCCAGCGAGAAAGAUUGCAAAGCCGCUUGA